AUGGCGUUCAACUUCAACUGGUCGCCGUUGAUGGCGGACGCGAGUUUUUACUCGCGCGCCCAAGAACUGCUCACUGCCGCGCUUAAUAAAUCACCCAAACCACCCAUCAUCGUCGAUGAUAUUAUCGUCACCGAGCUCAACCUGGGCUCCAUGCCCCCGAAACUCGAAAUCUUGGAGAUCGGCGAUCUGGCCGAGGAUCGCUUUCGCGGUAUCUUCAAGAUGUCCUAUUCCGGCGACGCCUUCUUGACGCUCAAGACCCGAGUCCAAGCGAACCCGCUAAAUACCUUCCUACUCACACGACCGGCUUUCGCAUCACCACAACCAUUAGCUGCUGCAACCCCACUCACCAUUCCUCUCCAAAUCACCCUCUCCGACUUCAAGCUCUCUGGUUUUGUGAUCCUGGUCUUCUCGAAGCAAAAAGGAAUUACAGUCGUAUUCCGCAACGAUCCGCUCGAAUCCCUCAAGGUCUCCUCUACUUUCGAUUCGAUCCCCUUUGUGCGCGACUUCUUACAAAAAGAAAUCGAAGCCCAACUACGAAUUCUGUUUAUGGACGAAUUGCCAGCCAUUAUCCAUCGCUUGUCGCUUCGGCUCUGGGUACCGGAAUAUCGCACGGGAGAAGAGAGCCAGAACCAAACAGACAAUACAGAAGCUACAUCAAGUGAGGGCCCUGGCCAAGACCCGUUGGCAAGCCCCCCGCAGGACCCCGUCGAUUCACUUGGAAAUGCGCUGAACGAAUCUGAAAUCGCGUCCCUAUCACUGGACUCCUCUGUCGAGACACAUUCCCUGUUUUCUCAAAAGAACCUUCUUCGCCUCGCCGCGCUUACCGACUCCCAACGGACCCUCUCGCUUUUCACCCCCUCCAUCCAAGAGGUUGUAUAUCGAGCAUGGACAUCUCCCGCCGACCCCUGUGAAUUUCCCGGCAGCGUCAUUUCGCCUCUCAGCCCGGCACUUUCUCGAACUCAUUCGCAGGUGGGCAGCCUGGCAUCCUCCGUCCACGAGACCUCCAGCAAUGUCUCCAUCCAAAGCCGUCCUUCCCUGGGCAGCCACUCGCUCAGUAGCUAUGGAUUGAACGUAGGGGCUGGACGUCAUUCAAAGGCCCAUCAGCGAAAGCGCAAGAAGCGUGUUGUGGACCUGCGUCGUCCCAAGACGACCGAUGAUGCCAUGAGCGUCAGCGAUGACAGCUCGCUCAGAGAGUCAAGCAGCCCGCCAUCCAUCUACUCCGCGCCACUGCCCGUUGUCAACGAACAGAACGACGACCCAGUGACCCCCCCGCUUUCCCCCGAGACCGAUUUGCACUUGCCAUCGAUUCCCGAGCGACACCGCAUGAGCCUCUCGCGUCCGUCUCAACGCCGCACCGCCUCUGACCAGGGAGACCUCGGGUAUUCCGUCGAAACAAUUCGCCCCUCCAAGGGUGAGGAUGUCGAAGCUACUCCCCGUGCUACCAUGCGCGGUCACCAAGAGAAGGCCGAGGCCGGACCCUCGUCUGGCUCUGGCUCUGUCCAGCCACCACUUCCCGCCACCGUGCUUCCGCUCACCAAAGAAGAGACCGCGGCCGGCGACUCCGUCGAUCCUUUGCUAGUCGAGCGACUGGCCGGCGAGAUUGCUCGUCGCAUGCGUGACGAGAAACUCAUGGCGAACAACGCGUGCAGCAACUUUUGGAGUCGCGCGCACGACGAUACACCACCACCGGCUUAUGGCCACUAA
Penicillium argentinense is the source of this 1704-nucleotide messenger RNA. RefSeq names its product MDM34 family protein. The transcript has 2 exons. The record is from RefSeq and is a predicted model, not a curated record. NCBI's taxonomy places the organism in Eukaryota, Fungi, Ascomycota, Eurotiomycetes, Eurotiales, Aspergillaceae. The coding region runs from base 1 to 1704 and encodes 567 amino acids. Gene Ontology annotation, biological process: mitochondrion organization; phospholipid transport. Gene Ontology annotation, cellular component: ERMES complex. Gene Ontology annotation, molecular function: lipid binding.